AGCAUCAUAUUUCAGUUUACUCAAACAAUCCAAGAGGAUAGCAGAGUGAAAAAUGUCUCCUUUAAUCCACCUAAGUUGUGUUUUCGCUCUUCUGAUUUGCCUAACAGGCAGCAUCAGUGCUAAUCCGAUAGCCGAUGAUCACGACCGCCUGCUCCAACUCCUGGCUAACGCAAAUCCUGCAGAUGAUGCCGAGCUGCUGCAGAGCACCACAGAUGCAAUUGCUCUGUACAAGAAGUAUGCUCCUUCCACACCGGACGACGAUUUGGAUAGGGAAGUAAGAAAAUUCGAAUCGGAGAACAUCACGGUGGACGGUGUGCCUAUUCAAGGUGGAUUUUGGUCAUCUAUAAGGAGUGCGGCCGAUAAAGUACCCCAAGAAGUCAAGGAUCAGGCCAAGGAACUUGCUAAACAGUCUGCCAAAGCGCUCUUCAACAAAUUGACCGACUAUCUUAAAGCAAAAAUUUCAUCAAAAUAAAGUGUCUGCUAAGGC
This is a messenger RNA of Drosophila subobscura, 487 nucleotides long. RefSeq names its product protein Turandot Z. The record is from RefSeq and is a predicted model, not a curated record. Bases 53 to 472 code for a protein of 139 amino acids. The transcript is spliced from 2 exons. Gene Ontology annotation, biological process: immune system process. NCBI's taxonomy places the organism in Eukaryota, Metazoa, Arthropoda, Insecta, Diptera, Drosophilidae.